Saccostrea cuccullata (small rock oyster) is the source of this 579-nucleotide messenger RNA. RefSeq lists its product as uncharacterized. NCBI's taxonomy places the organism in Eukaryota, Metazoa, Mollusca, Bivalvia, Ostreida, Ostreidae. The record is from RefSeq and is a predicted model, not a curated record. The transcript is spliced from 5 exons. Bases 1 to 579 code for a protein of 192 amino acids.
AUGUCCCAUGAUCCAUUUGCAUCCGUGGGCCUUUGUGACGUCAUAAAACCACAAAAUCAAGAACGAAAAGCAGGUUCUGAGAUUGCCAAGUCUAACCUUCUUCAUAAACGCAACAAAAAACUGAGUGAGGAGUAUAAACAGUUACUGAAGAAAAUCUCGGAAGGUUUGGAGAGACACGACCAGCGACUGGGAUCUCCACGUAAAUCUCGCCAGACUCAGGGUCAGCAGACGGACUCAGAAGACGGUGAGACGGACAGCAUCCGAUCACUUCCUGUCACUGGGCUAGAAUUCUCACAUCUCGACGAACGCGAGAAAGUCCUCAGUAACGCGAAGGAAAAUCUCAGAAGGUUUGGAGAGAUACGACCAGUGACUGCGAUCUCUCCACGUAAAUUUCGCCAGACUCAGGGUCAGCAGACAGACUCGGAGGACGGCGAGACGGACAGCAUCCGAUCACUUCCUGUCACGGGGCUAGAAUUUUCACACCUCGACGAACGCGAGAAAGUCUUCAGUAACGCUAAGGGCUUAGAGAAUUCAAGUCAAGCUAGUUUAUCGCCUGUAGAGGUGACUAUUAAUGGUUGA